Molecule: messenger RNA, 1299 nt
Organism: Insectozyma verbasci
Lineage: Eukaryota; Fungi; Ascomycota; Pichiomycetes; Serinales; Debaryomycetaceae
Source: the annotation of a GenBank genome assembly
AUGCUUGAAGCUGGUUUUUUAGUAUUAUUUAUUGGAGCUUUAUUAUUAUCACAUAAACAAAUUAAAUCAGUUAUCUUACCUCAAAAUUUUAUUUCAAAACCUAAAAACAGUUUAAAAACUAAAGAAAAUGAUGAAUCAGAAUCAAUUUCUAAACCUUCUCCAUUAAUGAUUACACCUGAAGAAGUAGCUAAUUAUGAUGAUAGACCUUGGAGACCAUUUAGAUGGCCAUAUCAUCAAACAAUGUCAAUUUUCAAAUUAGAUAUCAACCACUGGCUAGAUAUGGAUAAAUAUUAUCAACAUUAUAUAAAUGAAAAGAAAAGAAUUAGAAUGAAAUAUGGUAAACAGAAUUUUGAUUGGCUACCUGAAGGUUAUGAUGCUUGUUUUGAAUUAAUGGAAACUGUAACUCAACAUAUGUUAAAUAGAUAUCCAUUAUUAUUUACUUUAUUAAAAGAUGGUAAAGGUAAAGUUGUCAAAAAUGAAGUUACAAAUGAAAUAUUAGAUAUGUCAUUACCAUUGAAACAACAUCCAUUAAUUUAUGUAUCGAAAAUGGCAAAAGAAGAUUUUUAUGUUGUUUUGAAAAAUCCAAAAGAUGGAUUACAUUAUUUAGUUGCUGCUGCUGUACCUUUUCCUGGUGGAUCUUUUGGUAUAGAUUCUAAAAUUGGUAAACAUUUGGAUAUAAUACAUGAAGAUGUUCCAUAUUAUAAAGAAAAAUUACAAAAAUCAAUGGAAAGAUGGUUUAAUAAAAUGAAUGUAAAUGAACCUGUUGAAAGAGCAAGUUGGUAUAUUACAUGGGAUUCACAUUUAAAAGUUAAUAAUAUUUAUCAAAUAGCAAAAUUUAAACCAAAUUUGAAACUUGAAAUGGAAUCAACAGAUCCAAAAGAUUUUAACGUAAGAGUUGAAAGACAAACUUUAAGGAGGUUACCUAAAUCACAAGCUAUUAUUUUCACAAAUCAUCCUGUGUUCUACUCAAUUGAAGAAAUGAAAGAUGAACCAAUGAUUCCAUCGAUUUUAAAAAAAAUCCUUUACGAAGGGCCACAAGAUAUUCUUAAAUAUAAGAAUUUCGAGUUCAUUAGAGAUCAUUUAAGUGACUACCUUGAUAAAUUGAUCAAAAGACAAUAUGAAUUGGCUAUAAUUAAUGAAGAAACUCCAUUAAAAACUCAACCAAAUUAUCCAUUUGCACAUUGGGUUAAAACUGAUUUUGAUCAAUUAAAAGGUUGGAAUAACCCUAGUGAUAGUUACAGCAAACAACAUAUGAAGACACAUGGAUUUAAUAAAGAGAAACUAGCAAAUAAUGAGUAG